Haliotis rufescens (red abalone) is the source of this 486-nucleotide messenger RNA. Its product is annotated as zinc finger CCHC domain-containing protein 10-like. NCBI's taxonomy places the organism in Eukaryota, Metazoa, Mollusca, Gastropoda, Lepetellida, Haliotidae. The coding region runs from base 1 to 402 and encodes 133 amino acids. The transcript is spliced from 7 exons. The record is from RefSeq and is a predicted model, not a curated record.
AUGUAUGUAGCAUACGCUAUAAGUAAGCCAGUAACAUCUCCGACAUUCAUACCAAACAGUGACAGCAGAGAUCAAGGAGAGACACAGUUCAGCGCCUGCACAGAACAACAGAAAAUCAUGAACUCCGCCAAAGUCUUGUUCCUGAUCGCCAUCAGCAUCGCAUGUUCCUUUGCAAGUAACAAAAGAGGUCGUAGAUCAGCAUCAACAUCAACAUCAACAUCAACAUCAACAUCAACAUCAUCGUCUUCAUCUUCGUCUUCUGAAGGUUCUGGUGACCCUGGGCUACAAGGACUAAUUGAAGGCUUCGCCCAAGAAUGCGUAGGAGAUGCCUGUGUCCCCUUGGACGGUGUAGCAGUCGAGGUCGAUCCUCCUGUUAUCGAUGCUGGCGAGCCUGCUCAGUAACCUUACUGAAUGUUUGAAGCAUGGUCCUUUUGACCAUUUUGGCCCUUCUGGUGUUACCGGUGAACUAUUACACUGUUCAAGAGC